AUGUUCUGGGAGUUUGGUUCAUCCCAGGUGGCUCCAACCGAAGGGGCGGCCGAGCCUCUGCGAGAUGACGUUGGGGAUCAUUCCCGUGAUCAAGAAGGAGAUUCGCGAGAUGAAGAAAAGUUCGACAACCACCACAACAAGCAACAGAAUGAGCAUGUUAGUGAUGUGUCAAUGUUUUCUGCGCUGACAGAACUUCUCCUGAACCCGUUCCUCGAUGGGUACUGCCAGACCCCGUUUUGUUCGGAUGGGGAUUAUCUGCCUCCUAGUUGCCCCGCAGGACGGCACUACUAUACGACUCCAGAAUAUAGCAAGCCUCAUCCGGAUGUACCGGUACCGGUAGUGGAGACUCAUGGGAGCGAGGAGUAUGGUGAUAUCUGCAGGAGCCCUUCCGGGGCUUCUUCUGGGGCGGGCAGCCACGGCAAGAAGCGACGACAGAGGCCCUUGGCUCUUGCCGUGGGAUAUGGCCAUGACUGGAAAGACAUGGAUGGUCGACGAGUUGUGAUUACGCCCAGUGCUUCCAGGCUAUCACAAUAUCAUCAUCAACAGCAGCAUCAAUCGUCCCCGUCCUACAGGCCACUGACUUGCACGUGCACUUCUCCAAAAUCCAACAACUCCCUAGUGCUACCGGAAAGCAGCAACCAAAACGACAGUCCGCAUCGGACCAAACCCGUCAUGUGCAAGUUUUGUGCAAACAACAACAGAAUCCGAGACUUGGAAGUUCCUCCUAGUCACAGCUCCGGAACAAUCAGUUCACAAUCUCAGAAGCGCACCUUUGGUGCAUACUUAUAG
Molecule: messenger RNA, 789 nt
Organism: Seminavis robusta
Lineage: Eukaryota; Bacillariophyta; Bacillariophyceae; Naviculales; Naviculaceae
Source: the annotation of a GenBank genome assembly